Messenger RNA from Trichechus manatus latirostris (Florida manatee), 1270 nucleotides. RefSeq names its product olfactory receptor 51B5-like. Gene Ontology annotation, molecular function: olfactory receptor activity; G protein-coupled receptor activity. Gene Ontology annotation, cellular component: plasma membrane. Gene Ontology annotation, biological process: G protein-coupled receptor signaling pathway. The record is from RefSeq and is a predicted model, not a curated record. Lineage: Eukaryota; Metazoa; Chordata; Mammalia; Sirenia; Trichechidae.
UCUUUUAUGUAAUCUGCAUAGUUGAUAGAAAUGGUUUCUAAGUUGUAGUAUAAGAGCUUAUUAAAAUGCAGAUGCUCAGAAGAAGUACCAAGGAUUUGAUUAAGUAGGAACUGGGCCUAAGAGUGUGCAAUUAAGAACACAAAACCUACAAGUUGUCCUAAGACUAUAUUUAAGAAACAAUGGCUUAUAUUGACGUAAUUAUUACCUUUAAGAAAGAAUUCUGAGAUGGCAUAACUGGAGUGAUACCUUGAAAGUAGAACUGCAUUUCUGUGGUCAUAACUGAGAAAGACAUUUACUUCAGGAUAAAAUCAACAUGUGGCCAAACAGCAGCUCUGGUUCCUACCUGUUGACUGGUUUUCCAGGCUUGGAGACAUCUCACCACUGGAUUUCUACUCCCUUCUUUUUUGUCUAUAUCUCUGUCUUUUUUAGCAAUGGCACCCUUCUCCUUCUCAUCAAGGAAGAGCACAAUCUUCAUGAGCCCAUGUACUACUUCCUGGCCAUGCCGGCAGCCACAGACUUAGGGCUGACCUUAACCACGAUGCCCACAGUGCUGGGAGUCCUCUGGUUGGAUCACAGGGAGAUAGGAAACAGGGCCUGCUUUUCCCAAGCCUACUUUAUACAAUCACUUUCCUUUGUAGAGUCUGGUGUUUUGCUUGCCAUGGCCUAUGACCGCUUUAUUGCCGUCUGCAAUCCCCUUAGAUACACCUCCAUCCUCACCAAUACUAGAGUGGUGAAGAUUGGACUGGGAAUUCUGAAGAGGGGAUUUGUAUCUGUCAUUCCCCCAAUCAUGCCCCUCUAUUUUUUCCCCUAUUGCCAGUCCCACAUCCUUUCCCAUGCAUUCUGCCUUCACCAGGAUGUCAUCAAACUGGCCUGUGCGGACAUUACCUUCAAUCGUUUGUAUCCAGUUGUACUUGUGGUCCUCAUAUUUGUGCUGGAUUCUCUGACUAUCCUCAUCUCCUAUGUGUUGAUACUCAAGAGUGUCAUGAGCAUUGCCUCCAAAGAGGAGAGAUCCAAGGCCCUCAAUACCUGUGUCUCUCAUGUCUGCUGUGUCCCUAUGUCUGCUGUGUCCUGAUGUUUUUAUGUCACAGUGAUUGGAUUGUCUCUGAUUCUUCGGUCUGGGAAGCGGGUUCCACAUGUUGUCCACCUUAUUAUGAGUUAUGUCGAUUUUCUGUUCCCUACAUUAAUGAACCCUAUAAUCUAUAGUGUCAAGACCAAGCAGACCCAGCAUGGCAUUUUCCAUUUUUUUACUACCUAUAGAGUUGGAGCUUGA